AACUGGUCUUCUUUAUCCUGGAUUCAUUAUUCCCCACACUCAGUUCUGCUCUGAAUGGACCUCUGUCUCUCCUGAAGCUCCAGGGACACAUUUCCCUCCAACUUUGCCUCCUGACUCUUUCUGCAAACUUGUCCAAACACAUUAAAAACUCCAAACAUGGCUGCUACAGGACGGAGGCACCUGGUGAGGGAUUUCAACCACUUCAUCACGUGUUAUCUGUGCCGAGGUUACCUGAUCAAACCGACCACUGUCACUGAGUGCUUGCACACCUUCUGUAAGAGCUGUAUUGUGCAACACUUUGAGGAGAGCAAUGACUGUCCCAAAUGUGGCAUUCAGGUGCAUGAGACCAACCCUCUGGAGAUGCUCAGGUUGGACAACACCCUGGAGGAGAUCAUCUUCAAGUUGGUUCCUGGGCUCAGAGAAAAAGAGGAACAGCAAGAACUUGAAUUCUGGAGGAAAAAGCAGCCCAAAGAAAAUGGUCAAGAAAUCUCCCGGUGUCAGUGGUUGCCCGAUGGAGGUAGUGAUGGGGGUGAUGGUGCAGAUGACAGCGGUGAUGGAGGGGAAGAUGGAGACUACCACAGGAGUGAUCCUCAGAUAGCCAUCUGUCUGGACUGCCUGCACAACACGGGGCAGUCGGAGGAGAGCACUGUAACGGAUUUGAUGAAGAGAUUCAUCCGCUGCUCCAGCAGAGUCACUGUGGGAACCAUUAAGAAAUUUCUCAGUCUUAAACUAAAGCUCCCGAGUUCUUAUGAACUAGAUGUGCUUUGUAACGGAGAGAUCAUGGGCCGAGAUCACACUCUGGAAUUCAUCUACAUGACCCGAUGGAGGCUGCAUGGAGAGAACACAUAUCCCAUGGUUCUGGAGUACCGGCCACGUAUUGACUUUGGCUGAAUCACGCCUGCAAAAAGAAGACAACAAUCACAAGCACGCACACACAUAAUAUAUGCACUCAAUCACAUCCAUCAAUCCAUUGUUUUUACUCACUUCUUCCUU
Molecule: messenger RNA, 993 nt
Organism: Nematolebias whitei (Rio pearlfish)
Lineage: Eukaryota; Metazoa; Chordata; Actinopteri; Cyprinodontiformes; Rivulidae
Product: polycomb group RING finger protein 5-B
Exons: 8
Coding region: 157-891 (244 amino acids)
Biological process (GO): regulation of transcription by RNA polymerase II
Cellular component (GO): PRC1 complex
Source: RefSeq, a predicted model, not a curated record